Rhinolophus ferrumequinum (greater horseshoe bat) is the source of this 2816-nucleotide messenger RNA. RefSeq names its product centrosomal protein 63 (gene CEP63). Gene Ontology annotation, biological process: de novo centriole assembly involved in multi-ciliated epithelial cell differentiation; centriole replication. Lineage: Eukaryota; Metazoa; Chordata; Mammalia; Chiroptera; Rhinolophidae. Gene Ontology annotation, cellular component: centriole. The record is from RefSeq and is a predicted model, not a curated record. The transcript is spliced from 16 exons. Bases 270 to 2378 code for a protein of 702 amino acids.
CUUGGGCGGAGGGGAGGUGAGGCAGGACGUUUGUUGCCAUUAAAAGGGAGGGAGCAGGGGGCGGAACGAACGUGUCGACGACAGAUGCUGGACGUCAGGUUGACGGUGACGCGCGCGCGCCCCCGCCGGAGUUUAACUAGGAACCUUUCUGGGCAAUGGUAAAUUAUAUUGAUUGUUUAUUGGAGCAGCCAGAGUAUAUCGGACACAGCCACAGACCUUUGUAAUCAUAGUAACACCAAGGCAGUUGCCAAAAGAAAGGGGAUUUGGCGAUGGAGGCUUUGUUUGAAGGAAUACAAAAUCGGGGACAUGAUGGGGGGUUUUUGACAUCCUGUGAAGCAGAACUACAGGAGCUCAUGAAACAGAUUGAUAUAAUGGUGGCUCAUAAAAAAUCUGAAUGGGAAGGGCAGACACAUGCUCUACAAACUUGCUUGGACAUCCGUGAACGGGAACUUAAGACCCUCAGGAGUCAGUUGGAUAUGAAACACAAAGAGGUUGGAAUGUUGCGUCAGCAGGUAGAAGAACAUGAAAAAGUCAAGCAAGAGAUGGCGUUGGACUAUAAGCAGGAGUUAAAGAAACUACAUGAAGAAUUAGACAGACUGAAGAGAAGCUAUGAAAAACUACAGAAAAAGCAAAUAAGGGACUUCAGAGGAAACUCCAAAAAUCACAGGGAAGAUCGGUCUGAAAUUGAGAGGUUAACUGGAAAAAUAGAGGAAUUUCGUCAAAAAUCACUGGACUGGGAGAAGCAACGCUUGAUUUAUCAGCAACAAGUAUCUUCUCUGGAGGCACAAAGGAAAGCUUUGGCUGAACAAUCAGAGAUAAUUCAGGCUCAGCUUGCCAAUCGGAAACAGAAGUUAGAGUCUGUGGAGCUGUCCAGCCAGUCAGAAAUUCAGCACCUGAGCAGUAAGCUGGAGCGGGCCAAUGACACUAUCUGUGCCAAUGAACUGGAAAUAGAGCGCCUCACCAUGAGGGUCAACGACUUGGUGGGAACCAGUAUGACCGUUAUGCAAGAGCAGCGACAAAAAGAAGAGAAAUUGAGGGAAUCUGAAAAACUGUUAGAGGUUCUGCAGGAAGAAAAGAGACAAUUGAAGGCAGCUCUUCAGUCUCAAAAUUUCAUUCAUGAGACAAAAAUGCAAAAGGAGAAGCUACAAGGAAAAUUACAGGCAACAAACACUCAGCACAUAGUAGAGGCCAUAAGGUCGCGGGAGGAGUCUCAGCCAGACAGGACGUGCACCUCUCAAGAGCAGGGGCAUCUAGAGAGUGUGCUCUCCCAGCUGGAUUUUACCCACACCAGUGAAGAACUUCUACAGGCAGAGGUGACUCGACUGGAAGGCAGCUUGGAAUCUGUGAGUACUACAUGUAAACAGCUGAGCCAAGAACUAAUGGAAAAAUAUGAAGAAUUGAAGAAGAUGGAAGUACAUAACAAUGAGUACAGGGCAGAGAUUAAGAAGUUGCAAGCACAGAUUUUACAGGCUGAACAAAGUUACAGUUCUGCACUAGAAGGAAUGAAAAUGGAAAUCUCCCAGCUAACUCGGGAGUUACAUCAGCGAGAUAUCACUAUUGCUUCUGCCAAAAGCUCUUCCUGUGACAUGGAAAAGCGACUCAAAGCAGAGAUACAAAAGGCAGAAGAAAAAGCAGUAGAACACAAGGAGAUUUUGGACCAGCUGGAGUCCCUCAAGUUAGAAAAUCGUCAUCUUUCUGAAAUGGUGAUGAAAUUGAAAUCGGGUUUACACGAGGCAAAAGAGAUUUCACUAGCAGACCUCCAGGAGAAUUAUAUUGAGGCAUUAAAUAAAUUAGUGUCUGAAAAUCAACAACUACAGAAAGAUUUGAUGGAUACCAAAUCUAAACUGGAGAUUUCUACUCACAUGUGCAAAAAAAAUCAUGACAGGAUCUUUAAACCAACACAGAGCAGAGCACCUGAGUUCAAGAAUACAGAGUUCAAGCCAACCCAAGGCCAGCAGAGACAUGAUGGAAUAAAGACUGAGCACUACAAAACAGGUCUUCCUUCUCCAAGCGGACAAACACCGGAUAGGAUAGAGCCCAUGUCCAGGGGCCUCAGCCCCCUGAGUCCUCGCUUCAGCCCUUGCAGCUCCACACUCUCUUUGACUUCUAACUUUGUGUGUAAAGCUCACUCUUUGCCUUCAGUGCUAGAUACAAAUGAAGCCAUUUGUUCUGACACUAUCUCUGAAAGUAUAAAUGACCAAGAAGAGUUUAUGUCUUCGUGUCCCUUGCCUGUAUCUCCUCUUGGUUCAAUAGCUACAAGAUUUUUGGAAGAGGAGGAACUGAGGUCUCAUCAUAUUCUAGAGCGCCUGGAUGCUCAUAUUGAAGAACUGAAAAGAGAGAGUGAAAAGACAGUGAAGCAAUUCACAGCCCUAAAGUAACCUCUUAAAAAUAUCACAAACUUGGAAAUAAAAAGAAACACCGAAGAGUUACUGUCAUCUGAAGUAGCAGCUCUUUAAAAACACAAACAUAUAAAACUCGUCAAGGCGAGGCAUGCUGAAGGUAUUAUGAAGAAAUCUGAAAAACGGAUACUUCUCUAAGGCGUUUGCACUGCACUGACUUGUUGGAAGGACUUUUUCCAGCAAUAACUUGUAAGAAUAAACCACUUGGCUAGACUUUUUUUCUCAUUGAUGUUUAUUAUCAUGAAGUGAUACUUUCUCUUGAUGACUUAAAUGUGAAUAGCUAUAGACUAAAAGAUUUUAUGGUACAUGUUGAAAAUAAAAUCACUACAGGAACUUCAAGAGAAGUAUGUAAUGGAAGUAUGGAUUCCAAGUCUAACUGAUCCGAGUGGAUAUGUUAGUUUUACUACUUAAUAGCCA